Molecule: messenger RNA, 9103 nt
Organism: Pseudophryne corroboree (corroboree frog)
Lineage: Eukaryota; Metazoa; Chordata; Amphibia; Anura; Myobatrachidae
Exons: 17
Coding region: 33-7742 (2569 amino acids)
Biological process (GO): regulation of transcription by RNA polymerase II
Molecular function (GO): DNA-binding transcription factor activity, RNA polymerase II-specific; RNA polymerase II cis-regulatory region sequence-specific DNA binding
Source: RefSeq, a predicted model, not a curated record
GGGAGUAUAUAGAGGAACACAGGGGUCUGUACAUGGACGUGAUGAUGGAGAAUCACCGGCCCCUCACAUCACUGGAUGGUCCCAGUAACAGAGAUACCCCAGAGAGAUGUCCCCGUCCUCUGUAUUCCCAGGACUGUACAGAGGAGAAUCACAGGAUCCCACAGGAGGAUCAGGAUGAGCACCUUUCUGAUAUGAAGGCCGAAGAUACAGAGGGAGAAGAAGAGACGUAUGUGAUGGAUAUGAAGGGAGAAGAUGAGACGUAUGUGACUGAUAUGAAGGCAGAAGAUAUAGAGGGAGAAGAGACGUAUGUGACUGAUAUAAAGGCAGAAGAUAUAGAGGGAGAAGAAGAGAUGUAUGUGACUGAUAUGAAGGCAGAAGAUAUAGAGGGAGAAGAGACGUAUAUGACGGAUAUGAAGGCAGAAGAUACAGAGGGAGAAGAAGAGACGUAUGUGACUGAUAUGAAGGCAGAAGAUAUAGAGGGAGAAGAGACGUAUGUGACUGAUAUGAAGGCAGAAGAUAUAGUGGGAGAAGAAACGUGUGUUACUGAUAUGAAGGCAGAAGAUAUAGAGGGAAAAGAGACGUAUAUGAUUGAUAUGAAGGCAGAAGAUAUAGAGGGAGAAGAAGAGACGUAUAUGACGAAUAUGAAGGCAGAAGAUAUAGAGGGAGAAGAAGAGACGUAUGUGAUUGGUAUGAAGGCAGAAGAUAUAGAGGGAGAAGAAGAGACAUAUGUGAGGAGAGAUCAGAAGUGUAAUGAAGAGGAAAUGCCUACAGAUAUCACCACAGCAGAUGGAGGCACAAGCAGGAAUUCCUUGGAGGGAGAUCUCAUCUUGUCUGCAGAAAGUAAAAUAGAAGAUAACACCACACAGGAUUCUCCAGGAGACAUCCCCAUUUCUCUAACUAUACAUCCAGUACCUGAUACUUCAUCUGAUCCCUCUAAUCCAGAUGACUGUUCAUGUAAUACCUCAGAUUUUGUUACACAUCAUGCAGCUCAUACAUGUGAUAAAAUAUUUCCAUGCUCUGAGUGUGGGAAGAGUUUUGCACGCAAAUUACAACUUGUUAUACAUCAGAGAAGUCAUACAGGUGAGAGACCAUUUCCAUGUUCUGAGUGUUGGAAAAGUUUUGCACACAAACCAGAGCUUGUUCUACAUCAGAAAAGUCAUACAGGUGAGAAACCAUUUCUAUGUUCUGAGUGUGAGAAAUGUUUUCCACUCAAAUCACAGCUUGCUAGACAUCAGAGAAUUCACACAGGUGAGAAACCAUUUCCAUGCUCUGAGUGUGGGAAAUGUUUUCUGUGUAAAUCAGAUCUUGUUGCACAUCAGAGACGUCACACAGGUGAGAAACCAUUUCCAUGCUCUGAGUGUGGGAAACGUUUUGCACGCAAAUCACAGCUUGCUAAACAUCAGAGAAGUCACACAGGUGAGAAACCAUUUCCAUGCUCUGAGUGUGGGAAAAGUUUUCUGUGUAAAUCAGAACUUGUUAUACAUCAGAGAAGUCACACAGGUGAGAAACCAUUUCCAUGCUCUGAGUGUGAGAAAAGUUUUUCAGGCAAAUCACAUCUUGUUGCACAUCAGAGAAGGCACACAGGUGAGAGACCAUUUCCAUGUUCUGAGUGUGGGAAAUGUUUUCUGUGUAAAUCAGAUCUUGUUGCACAUCAGAGACGUCACACAGGUGAGAAACCAUUUCCAUGCUCUGAGUGUGGGAAAAGUUUUGCACGCAAAUCACAUCUUGCUAGACAUCAGAGAAGUCACACAGGUGAGAAACCAUUUCCAUGUUCUGAGUGUGGGAAAUGUUUUCUGUGUAAAUCAGAACUUGUUAGACAUCAGAGAAGUCACACAGGUGAGAAACCAUUUCCAUGUUCUGAGUGUGGGAAAUGUUUUAUAGUCAAAUCACAUCUUGUUGCACAUCAGAGAAGGCACACAGGUGAGAGACCAUUUUCAUGUUCUGAGUGUGGGAAAUGUUUUCUGUAUAAAUCAGAACUUGUUAUACAUCAGAGAAGUCACACAGGUGAGAAACCAUUUCCAUGCUCUGAGUGUGGGAAAUGUUUUCUGUGUAAAUCAGAACUUGUUGCACAUCAGAGAAGUCACACAGGUGAGAAACCAUUUCCAUGCUCUGAGUGUGAGAAAUGUUUUUCAGGCAAAUCACAUCUUGUUGCACAUCAGAGAAGUCACACAGGUGAGAAACCAUUUCCAUGCUCUGAGUGUGGGAAAAGUUUUGGACGCAAAUCACAUCUUGCUACACAUCAGAGACGUCACACAGGUGAGAAUACAUGCUCUGAGUGUGGGAAAUGUUUUCUGUAUAAAUCAGAACUUGUUAUACAUCAGAGAAGUCACACAGGUGCGAAACCAUUUCCAUGCUCUGAGUGUGGGAAAAGUUUUAUAGUCAAAUCACAUCUUGCUAGACAUCAGAGAAGGCACACAGGUGAGAGACCAUUUCCAUGCUCUGAGUGUGGGAAAUGUUUUCUGUAUAAAUCAGAACUUGUUGCACAUCAGAGAAGGCACACAGGUGAGAGACCAUUUUCAUGUUCUGAGUGUGAGAAAUGUUUUCCACUCAAAACACAGCUUGCUAGACAUCAGAGAAUUCACACAGGUGAGAAUACAUUUCCAUGCUCUGAGUGUGGGAAAUGUUUUCUGUAUAAAUCACUGCUUGCUAGACAUCAGAGAAGUCACACAGGUGAGAAACCAUUUCCAUGCUCUGAGUGUGGGAAAAGUUUUCUGUGUAAAUCAGAACUUGUUAUACAUCAGAGAAGUCACACAGGUGAGAAACCAUUUCCAUGCUCUGAGUGUGAGAAAAGUUUUUCAGGCAAAUCACAUCUUGUUGCACAUCAGAGAAGGCACACAGGUGAGAGACCAUUUCCAUGUUCUGAGUGUGGGAAAUGUUUUCUGUAUAAAUCAGAACUUGUUAUACAUCAGAGAAGUCACACAGGUGAGAAACCAUUUCCAUGCUCUGAGUGUGGGAAAAGUUUUCUGUGUAAAUCAGAACUUGUUAUACAUCAGAGAAGUCACACAGGUGAGAAACCAUUUCCAUGCUCUGAGUGUGAGAAAAGUUUUUCAGGCAAAUCACAUCUUGUUGCACAUCAGAGAAGGCACACAGGUGAGAGACCAUUUCCAUGUUCUGAGUGUGGGAAAUGUUUUCUGUGUAAAUCAGAUCUUGUUGCACAUCAGAGACGUCACACAGGUGAGAAACCAUUUCCAUGCUCUGAGUGUGGGAAACGUUUUGCACGCAAAUCACAGCUUGCUAAACAUCAGAGAAGUCACACAGGUGAGAAACCAUUUCCAUGCUCUGAGUGUGGGAAAAGUUUUCUGUGUAAAUCAGAACUUGUUAUACAUCAGAGAAGUCACACAGGUGAGAAACCAUUUCCAUGCUCUGAGUGUGAGAAAUGUUUUUCAGGCAAAUCACAGCUUGCUAGACAUCAGAGAAGUCACACAGGUGAGAAACCAUUUCCAUGCUCUGAGUGUGAGAAAUGUUUUCCACUCAAAUCACAGCUUGCUAGACAUCAGAGAAGUCACACAGGUGAGAAACCAUUUCCAUGCUCUGAGUGUGGGAAACGUUUUGCACGCAAAGCGUAUCUACCUAAACAUAAAAAAUUACACAGGAGUAAAAGAGGCAUGGGUGGGUCAGCAUUAGGAUGGAUUGCUUACUCCAGAGUGCCUUUGGAGAAUUUAGGGGUGUCUCCAGUGUGCAUUAGGGAACACAAAUUGUUUUUUCUUAGACAUCAGAGAAGUCACGCAGGUAAGAAUACAUUUCCAUACUCUGAGUGUGGGAAAUGUUUUCUGUGUAAAUCGGAACUUGUUAGACAUCAGAGAAGUCACACAGUGUCGCGCAGACAUCAUAGCACGAAGCUGAUGCCUAAUGUUUGCCGCCGUGCUGUCACAGAAGAGAAGAGACCCGUGCGUCUGGACUUUUCAAAUAAAGAGUUUAACUCCUUAGAAGCAGGGAAGCAUCCACCUCCUAAGCACUGGCGGUUCAAUGAACAACUCCUUCGGGACCCUGUUUAUCGAGACCAGAUUGAGAAGGCAAUAGAGGAUUACAUUUCUUUAAAUGCAACUGGCGAUGUCUUUCCGGUGAUAUUGUGGGAGGCGCAUAAAUGUGUGAUACGGGGCGUUGCACAGGCCCUAGAUGAUCCUUUCACUGAGGAAGAACUGCUGGUCGCCCUAAAGUCUUCCCCCAAUGGUAAAAGCCCAGGACCGGAUGGUUUCCCGAUCACAUAUUAUAAGGCCUUUCAAGACGCAGAAAAGGCCUUUGAUCGGGUGGACUGGGACUUUAUGGAGGCGGUGCUCAGACACCUGGGGCUGGGGGAGGUUUUCUUGCAGAGGAUUCUCUGGCUGUAUAGAGCUUCAUCUGCUCGGGUUAGGGUGAAUGACGUUCUCUCCGAACCAAUACCGAUAUCCAAUGGAACGCGCCAGGGCUGCCCGCUCUCACCUUUAAUCUUUGUCCUCUGUAUGGAGGCCCUGGCCCGUGCGAUCAGAUGUAACCCUAACAUUGUGGGCCUGCAGGUGGGCAAGAUUGACCACUGCUUGGCCCUCUUCACAGACGACUUACUGGCGGUCAUAACGAACCCCUUGAUUUCUCUACCCAGCCUUAUGAAGGAAUUUGCGCGAUUCGGAAACCUAUCAAAUUUUAAAAUUAAUUAUUCUAAGUCCACGGUUUACCUUCAGUUUGCGGUACUGGAUCAACACUUGGCGGAGAUGAUGCUGCAAUUGCUCAACAUAGUCCCAUACCUGGACGAUCUCCUGAUAAAGGCGGUGUCCAGGCCGGGGCUGGAGGAGGGGCCGGGGGCGGGGAUAAGAACGUCAGUGUGGCCGGUCACUGAGGAGGAAGCAGAUUGCGUUCCCCUGCCAAUCACACCUCACUUCCGGCUUGUGCGUUCCAUCACACCUACGGUCGCUGCGGUCCACACACAGGAAAAUAGUUUUUUUCUUUCGCGGCAACUUCCGGUUUUCACUCGAGCGGGAGUCCGUCGUCCGCCAAAGCAGGAGCGGGAGUAUAUAGAAGAACACAGGGGUCUGUACAAGGACGUGAUGAUGGAGAAUCACCGGCCCCUCACAUCACUGGGUAAGAGGAGACUGUCAUGUAUUGUACAGAGGAGAACAGAUGGACCCAGUAACAGGAAUACCCCAGAGAGAUGUCCUCGUUCUCUGUAUUUCCAGGAUUUUACAAAGGAGAAUCACAGGAUCCCACAGGAGAUUCAGGAUGAGCACCUUUCUGAUAUGAAGGCCGAAGAUAUAGAGGGAGAAGAAGAGACGUGUGUGACUGAUAUGAAGGCAGACGAUAUAGAGGGAGAACAAGAGACGUAUGUGACUGAUAUGAAGGCAGACAAUAUAGAGGGAGAAGAAGAGACGUAUGUGACUGAUCUCAAGGUAGAAGAUAUAGAGGGAGAAGAAGAGACGUAUGUGACUGAUAUGAAGGCAGAAGAUAUAGAGGGAGAAGAACAGACGUAUGUGACUGAUUUGAAGGCAGAAGAUAUAGAGGGAGAAGAAGAGACGUAUGUGACUGAUAUGAAGGCAGACGAUAUAGAGGGAGAAGAAGAGACGUAUGUGACUGAUAUGAAGGUAGAAGAUAUAGAGGGAGAAGAAGAGACGUAUGUGACUGAUAUGAAGGCAGAAGAUAUAGAGGGAGAAGAAGAGACGUAUGUGACUGAUAUGAAGGCAGAAGAUAUAGAGGGAGAACAAGAGACGUAUGUGACUAAUAUGAAGGCAGACGAUAUAGAGGGAGAAGAAGAGACGUAUGUGACUGAUAUGAAGGCAGAAGAUAUAGAGGGAGAACAAGAGACGUAUGUGACUGAUAUGAAGGCAGACGAUAUAGAGGAAGAAGAAGAGACGUAUGUGACUGAUAUGAAGGCAGAAUAUAUAGAGGGAGAAGAAGAGACGUAUGUGAUUGAUAUGAAGGCCGAAGAUAUAGAGGGAGAAGAAGAGACAUGUGUUACUGAUAUAAAGGCAGAAGAUAUAGAGGGAGAAGAGACGUAUGUGACUGAUAUGAAGGCCGAAGAUAUAGAGGGAGAAGAAGAGACGUAUGUGAGGAGAGAUCAGAAGUGUAAGGAAGAGGAAAUCCCUACAGAUAUCAGCACAGCAGAUGGAGGCACAAGCAGGAAUUCCUUGGAGGGAGAUCUCAUCUUGUCUGCAGAUAGUAAAAUAGAAGAUAACAUCACACAGGAUUCUCCAGGAGACAUCCCCAUUACUCUAACUAUACAUCCAGUACCUCACAGUACUGAUACUUCAUCUGAUCCCUCUAAUCGCGAUGACUGUUCAUCUAAUACCUCAGAUUUUGUUACACAUCGUGCAGCUCAUACAUGUGAUAAAAUAUUUCCAUGCUCUGAGUGUGGGAAAAGUUUUGCACGCAAAUCACAACUUGUUAUACAUCAGAGAAGGCAUACAGGUGAGAGACCAUUUCCAUGUUCUGAGUGUGGGAAAUGUUUUACAUUCAAAUCACAUCUUGUUGCACAUCAGAGAAGUCACACAGGUGAGAGACCAUUUCCAUGCACUGAGUGUGGGAAAAGUUUUUCAGGCAAAUCACAGCUUGUUAGACAUCAGAGUAGUCACACGGGUGAGAAACCAUUUCCAUGCUCUGAGUGUUGGAAAAGUUUUGCACUCAAAUCACAUCUAGUUAGACAUCAAAGAAGCCACACAGGUGAGAAACCAUUUCCAUGCUCUGAGUGUGAGAAAUGUUUUCCACUCAAAUCACAUCUUGUUAGACAUCAAAGAAGCCACACAGGUGAGAAGUCAUUUCCAUGCUCUGAGUGUGGGAAAUGUUUUCUGUGUAAAUCAGAACUUGUUAGACAUCAGAUUAGUCACACAGGUGAGAAACCAUUUCCAUGCUCUGAGUGUGGGAAAUGUUUUCUGUGUAAAUCAGAACUUGUUAGACAUCAGAGAAGUCACACAGGUGAGAAGCCAUUUCCAUGCUCUGAGUGUGAGAAAUGUUUUCCACUCAAAUCACAGCUUGCUAGACAUCAGAGAAUUCACACAGGUGAGAAUACAUUUCCAUGCUCUGAGUGUGGGAAAUGUUUUCUGUGUAAAUCAGAACUUGUUAGACAUCAGAGAAGUCACACAGGUGAGAAACCAUUUCCAUGCUCUGAGUGUACGAAAAGGUUUGCACUCAAGUCACAGCUUGUUACACAUCAGAAAAGUCACACAGGUGAGAAACCAUUUCCAUGCUCUGAGUGUGGCAAAAGUUUUGCACUCAAAUCACGUCUUGUUAGACAUCAGAAAAGUCACACAGGUGAAAAAACAUUUCCAUGCUCUGAGUGUUGGAAAAGUUUUGCACUCAAAUCACAUCUUGUCAGACAUCAAAGAAGCCACACAGGUGAGAAACCAUUUCCAUGCUCUGAGUGUGAGAAAUGUUUUCCACUCAAAUCACAUCUUGUUAGACAUCAAAGAAGCCACAUAGGUGAGAAACCAUUUCCAUGCUCUGAGUGUGGGAAAUGUUUUCUGUGUAAAUCAGAACUUGUUAGACAUCAGAUUAGUCACACAGGUGAGAAACCAUUUCCAUGCUCUGAGUGUGAGAAAUGUUUUCCACUCAAAUCACAGCUUGCUAGACAUCAGAGAAUUCACAUAGGUGAGAAUACAUUUCCAUGCUCUGAGUGUGGAAAAUGUUUUCUGUGGAAAUCAGAACUUGUUAGACAUCAGAGAAGUCACACAGGUGAGAAGCCAUUUCCAUGCUCUGAGUGUGAGAAAUGUUUUCCACUCAAAUCACGUCUUGUUAGACAUCAGAAAAGUCACACAGGUGAGAAACCAUUUCCAUGCUCUUGAGUGUGGGAAAAGUUUUGCAGGGAAAUCGUAUCUAGUUAAACAUCAGAAAUCACACAGGAGUAAAGCAUUACUAUGAUCUGAUACACAACAGGGUUGUAGCAACACUCUUUAUUGCAUUGGACAGGUCCGGACUGCCCAUCUGUCACCUGUGGCAUAUUCCAGAAGUGCCAAUGGACUGGUGGUUUCAUCCAGUUCCACAGAGAGAUGGGAAGGCCGUGUGCAGCGCAGCCUCUGGCUCUCUGGUUUAGCCGCCCCUACUUUUCAAAGUGUCUAUCUCCAUGGAAAUGGGGGCAUGCAGUAAGUCCAUGCCCCCCUGACUCAAAGCACAUCCUCGUGUGUCAUGUCCUUGCGCCCCCUCCCCCCCAGUGACGUGCGCUCACAAGUUUACAAAUGCCCAAUCCAAAUAGCCCCAGUUCGUCCCUGGCAGUAGAUAUCGGCACCACUCUCCACAUCAAUAACAGACCAUAGUGUUAUAUAAGCAUCUAUGGGCCUAAUUCAAGGUCGAUCGCAAAAGGAAAAUCUUCCUCUAAUGGCAAAAUCCAUGUGCACAGCAGGUGGGGCAGAUGUAACAUGUGCAGAGAGAGUUAGAUUUGGGUGAGGUGUGUUCAAACGGAAAUCUAAAUUGCAGUGUAAAGAUAAAGCAGCCAGUAUUUACCCUGCACAGAAACAAUAUAACCCACCCAAAUCUAACUCUAUCUGCACAUGUUACAUCUUCCCCACCUACAGUGCACAUGGUUUUGCCAAUUAGAGAAAGAUUUUGAAAACGCCCAUUGCAGAAAUUGCUAAUGAAUCGCAAUAUGCGGGUUGAUCGCAAAACCAUACACAGUUAUCGGAGCAUCGUCGAUUUUUUCCUAUCUACACCAGGCAGGGUCAUCCACAAUUCGUGUGACACAAACGCUGGAAGUGGUCAUCGCAUACGUCAGAGGCCCUCCUUAAAAAUGCCUGGGUACGCUUGCAUUUUGUCAGACACAGCCAUAAAACAGCAGGUUUCCGCCCAGAAACGCCAACUUCCUAUCAGUCAAACAGUGGCUGCAUUGCGCUCAUGAUCUGUACAUAAUAUAUGUUGCUAUUUUUGCUAACGCUUGCGCAAUGCGAACGCUGCACCUGCACAGUCGUUCGAUAAUCGGCCGGAUUGCGAAUCACAAAUUUUACAAUCCUUUCUGAAUAAGAGCAUAGACAGAUUCUUCAAGAAUGUAUGAGAUCAGUGGGUGUGGCAAAAGGAUUGGGUGUAACCAAGUAUUAUAAAAUAAGUGCCAUCAAAUUUCAAGUUAUCUUCCUGUAACCCUGAGAGAAACAAAUGCUGUUUCUCAGUCUGUACACGGGCGUGGUCUUUGGAAUAAAUAAUUCUUUAUUAAACUGAA